Molecule: messenger RNA, 322 nt
Organism: Trichophyton rubrum CBS 118892
Lineage: Eukaryota; Fungi; Ascomycota; Eurotiomycetes; Onygenales; Arthrodermataceae
Exons: 1
Coding region: 128-322 (64 amino acids)
Source: RefSeq, a predicted model, not a curated record
UGCAAACGAUCCGCACCGUCCUGGCCAGGGAUACCCCAACCGUCCCGUGCACUCCCCAGUGGACCCAUCAGUCCCUCUCUUCCCAUCAAGCGCAUCAACGCACUCCGGACACUCACAAAGAACAAACAUGCCCCCCGGAUACCAACAGCCUGCCUUCCAGGACUCGGUAUCUACACAUUCCUCACCAUACCGCCACAACCCUUCCCCCGCCCCAGGCGGGUAUAAUGCCUCUCCAUACCCUCGCACAGGCUCAGCGAACCCCCACGCAGCCAGAUCACAAAACAAUGCUAGCCCAUGGCAAAGGGGCGCCGGUUACGACUAA